This is a messenger RNA of Caenorhabditis remanei, 201 nucleotides long. RefSeq lists its product as uncharacterized. The record is from RefSeq and is a predicted model, not a curated record. The transcript is spliced from 2 exons. Bases 1 to 201 code for a protein of 66 amino acids. NCBI's taxonomy places the organism in Eukaryota, Metazoa, Nematoda, Chromadorea, Rhabditida, Rhabditidae.
AUGUCCGCCAAGUUGUUCAUCCUUCUUGCGCUCGUCGCCAUUGCAUUCCAGUUCGCCACUGUCAUCGAGGCUCGUAAUGCUCCACCAAUGACUCGUAUCCAGGAAGUUUUCCGCAGUCUGAUGGCUCCAGAGGAGGUUCGUGGAAAGAAGUACUACCAGCAAUACAUUCCAAACGCCGACCAAUACAUCACCGAGUGGUGA